Messenger RNA from Eutrema salsugineum, 807 nucleotides. Its product is annotated as B3 domain-containing protein At5g18090. The transcript has 5 exons. The record is from RefSeq and is a predicted model, not a curated record. NCBI's taxonomy places the organism in Eukaryota, Viridiplantae, Streptophyta, Magnoliopsida, Brassicales, Brassicaceae. Bases 1 to 807 code for a protein of 268 amino acids. Gene Ontology annotation, molecular function: DNA binding.
AUGGGUAGAAACAGAGCAUUUGGUAAGAUUCAAGAAGACAGGAAGAAGACGAGCUUCUUCAAAAUUCUUGCUGAUGAAGAUCUAUCAUCCGAAGCCAUGAGGUUCAAUCCACAAAAGUUCUGGAGAGGAAGUGUAUGCAAGAACAUCCCACAUAAGGUGAUCUUGAAGGUGGUUUGGGGAAGAUCUUGGAAAGUUAAACUCUCAAAAUUCAUGGGAUCCUACCUUAUGGAGAAAAAUGGAUGGGAGAAGUUUCUAUACGACAAUAAAUUAGGAGACAGAGAGUUUCUGACAUUCACAAACGAAGGAAACAAUUGUUUAACCGUUAACAUCUUCGAAAAGAAUUGUAAAGAGAUUCUCCAGCCACAAAGAACUACAACUACAGUCAUUGCUUCUUCUUCCUCCAAUGUUAAGAAAGAAGAGAUGAGCUGCGUAAUAGCUGAAUCUACUGGAAGAGGAGCAAAGAGAAAGAAUAAGAGAAAAGCUGGUAAUAAUGUCUAUGGAGCUUCUUCAUCUUCCUCGGCUGCAACAUUCAGUCUCACCAUCAAGCAAUCACAUCUCCUAGUAUUGAUAAUACCGAAUGAUUUUGCAAAGAUGCAUAUGCCGAAGAAGACAGCUAAGCUUAUCAUACAUGACCCCAAGGGAAAGUCAUGGAAGGUGGUCUACUUUUGCAGUAAUAAGACGAAAAUAUUUUCUAGCGGAUGGCGGAUUCUAGCGAGGGAUUACGGUUUAGCGGUUGGAGAUGUCUGCACUUUCAGACUCAUUAAACCCAAAGAGAUGGUUCUUCAAGUUUCACAUGCGUCUCCAUGA